Molecule: messenger RNA, 555 nt
Organism: Tinamus guttatus (white-throated tinamou)
Lineage: Eukaryota; Metazoa; Chordata; Aves; Tinamiformes; Tinamidae
Source: RefSeq, a predicted model, not a curated record
AUGACUUUACUUGCUGUUUUCAUUGUGGAGUCACUGGGGAGGAGAAUCCUUCUCCUUGCUGGCUUUGGGAUGUGCUGUGUCUCCUGCGCAGUGUUAACACUGGCCCUCAACCUCCAGGCAACUCUCCCGUGGAUGUCCUACAUCAGCAUAGCAUGUGUCAUUAUUUACAUCAUUGGACAUGCUACUGGAGCCAGUCCAAUUCCCUUCGUGAUGAUCACCGAGAUGUUCCUGCAGUCGUCCCGGUCUGCAGCGUUCAUGGUGGGUGGAUCUGUCCACUGGCUGAGUAACUUCACCGUGGGCCUUGUGUUCCUCUACAUGGAGGCUGGACUGAAGGCCUACAGCUUCCUCAUCUUCUGUGCCGUCUGCCUGGUCACUAUAGUUUACAUCUUCAUCGUUGUCCCCGAGACAAAGAACAAAACCUUCAUGGAAAUCAACAGGAUUAUGGCCAAGAGGAACAAGGUGGAGUUUCAGUCUGAAAAAGAAGAGCUCAAGGAUUUCAAGACUGUUCCAGGGGAGCAGGCAGGAAAGAGCCAAGUCUCCCAGAGUGAGCUGUGA